Durio zibethinus is the source of this 2945-nucleotide messenger RNA. The record is from RefSeq and is a predicted model, not a curated record. NCBI's taxonomy places the organism in Eukaryota, Viridiplantae, Streptophyta, Magnoliopsida, Malvales, Malvaceae.
CAUUGGACGACCCGCUCUCUUUCUCUGACUCUCCUUAUCUUUUGAGAGAAAGGUUAAAAAUUAAAUAAAACAAAACCAAAUAAUCAUUAAAAAGAAAAACAAAAAUUGAAAAAUUUCUUUUCUCUUUCCUAUUUCUCCCUCCUACCCCAAACUACAAAACCCACGUUCACAAAAAUCCCAUUUUCAAAAUUUCACAUUUUUAAAAUCCUUCUUCAACUUUGUACAAAAAGGAGUAACUGUUGUUUGUCUAAUCUGGAUUGGAUCACAAGGUUCGUUUUUUUCUUUUCUUUCCUUUUCUACUUUGAAGAAGAGUUGGAGAGAAAGAGAAAGGGAGGGGUCUUUGGUGGGGUUAACUGCUUGAAAAAUCUCUUCUUUCUUUUUUGGGAGCAAUCUUUGGUUGCUUAGAAGAAAAGAAGAAAGAAAGAAGGAAAAGCUAGUCUUGGGGUUGAUAGCAUAUUUUGACUUCUGACGCAUGGCGGGUAUGGAUGUUUCAAAGUAUGCACAUAGCGGAGUGCACAAGGCUGUUGCCAUGAGGGAUUGUGCCAGUCUCAGGAGGAUACUCGCAUCUCUCCCACGUCUUGGUAACCCGGCUGUGAUUCGAACAGAAGCUGCGUCAUUAGCUGAAGAAGAGAAGGCUGAUGGGAUCUCUGCUGUGAUUGAUAGGCGGGAUGUUCCUAACAGGGAUACCCCUCUUCACUUGGCUGUUAAACUUGGUGAUGAAACUGCAACCGAAAUGCUUAUGGUUGCCGGUGCUGAUUGGAGCUUGCAAAAUGAACAGGGAUGGAGUGCACUCCAAGAAGCAAUUUGUAAUAGAGAUGAAGCUAUUUCUAUGAUUAUUGUUCGACAUUACCAGCCAUUGGCAUGGGCAAAAUGGUGUAGAAGGUUGCCUCGCUUGGUAGGAACUAUGCGAAGGAUGAGAGACUUUUACAUGGAAAUCACAUUCCAUUUUGAGAGUUCUGUGAUACCUUUCAUUUCCAGAAUUGCUCCUUCAGAUACAUACAAAAUUUGGAAGAGGGGUGCAAAUCUGAGAACUGAUAUGACUUUGGCUGGAUUUGAUGGAUUCAGAAUUCAGCGUUCAGAUCAGAGUAUUCUUUUCCUUGGUGAUGGCUCCGAGGAUGGGAAGGUUCCUCCUGGAUCACUUUGUAUGAUUUCACACAAGGAUAAAGAGGUGAUAAAUGCUUUGGAUGGUGCUGGUUCUCAAGCAACUGAGGAAGAGGUUCGACAAGAAGUGGUUGCAAUGUCUCAGACGAAUAUAUUCAGGCCUGGGAUAGAUGUUACACAGGCAGUUCUUUUGCCACAAUUGACAUGGAGGCGACAAGAGAAAACAGAAAUGGUUGGUGCCUGGAAGGCUAAGGUGUAUGAUAUGCACAAUGUUGUUGUUAGCAUCAGAUCUAGGAGGGUGCCCGGGGCCAUGACAGAUGAUGAGUUCUUUGCAACUUCCAAUGAAAAUGAAACAGAGAGUGAAGAUCUUGAUGAGAUCUUGACAGAAGAUGAAAGGAAACAACUUGAAGUCGCUCUUAAGUUGGAUUCUUCAGAAAUAUCCAAUGAGAAUGGUGAUGGCAUUAUCGGGCAUUGCCAUAUUUGUUAUGAGUCUAGGGAAAUUUCUAUUGCUGAGUCCAAUGGUUAUAAAAACGGGGAGACUAAGCAGGAAAAGAAAGGAUGGUUUGGUGGAUGGAGGAAAUGGGAGUCGAAGCAUGAAGUGCAGAGGAAGAUUGUGCCACCAAGAAGUUCUCUCUGUGUAGAUGAAAAGGUGAGUGACUUACUAGGAGACUCUCCAUCUGGUAGUCAGAUCAAACCUGGUAGACAUUCUGCGGAGAUUGUGGUAAGGGAUGAUCAUCGGAGGAUAAGAGAUUCAAGAACAUCUACUUCAAGAACAUCUACUUCCAUGAGUUCAGAGAGUGGUAAUCGACGCAAGGAUAGUGGCCGUCAAAACGAGUAUAAGAAAGGAUUGAGGCCUGUUCUUUGGCUUUCUCCAAACUUCCCACUGCAAACUGACGAACUCCUGCCAUUGCUAGACAUUCUUGCAAACAAGGUCAAGGCAAUUCGUCGGUUAAGAGAAUUGCUCACUACAAAGCUUCCAGCAGGAACCUUCCCAGUCAAGGUUGCUAUCCCAGUGAUUCCAACAAUCAGAGUAUUGGUUACUUUUACAAAGUUUGAAGAACUGCAACCGGUGGAUGAGUUCUCGACACCCCCUUUAAGCCCCACUGGCCAAGAAAGCCCUGCAGUGAUGCAUUCCUCAAGUUCAUCUUGGUUUCAGUGGUUAAAGACACCAUAUCACCGCCCUAGCCCAACCAGUCAUUGCUACAAUAAGAUAGAAGAUCUUCAAGAUCCAUUUGCAAUACCUCCAGAUUACACUUGGAUUACAGCUGAAGCAAAGAAAAAGAAGAUGCGAGAGAAGAGCAAAUCAAAGAAAGGUAAGAGUCAGAAUCGUUGAUCCGUAAAAUUGCAUUUCUGUUAAUGAAGAAAAAGGAAAUAAAAAAAUAGAUAAUUGGGGCUGUGUUCUAAAAACUGUGGAUAUUCCCUUCUAUCAUGGGAAAAUUUGGUAUAUCUUUGUGGGGAUUUAAAAAAAGGUGAAGAAAGACAUGAUUCUUACAGCAUUUGGUUGGCAUUUGGUGGGAUGUUACACUCUUUGCAUUACUGAUUUAUAUCUUUACGUGUGACUAACUUUUGACAACAGUUACUGACAGAAUUGGCAAAAUUUUAUUUCUGGCAGCAGAAUCAUUUUUUUACUGUUCCCUUAGUUUUAUUAUUUUUGUAACCAUUUAGAUAAUUUUUUUUGUUUCAUACAAUGAGGUCGCAAUCUGAAGAUACGGAAAAUGGUUUCAGAUACUUAUAUUUGAAUUGUAAACAUGUUGGAUGUCAUUUUUCAAAAUUGUUGCACGAAUUAAUUGAGUUAAAUUUUGAAGUUUUAGAUAAUUUAUUUUAAGAGGCCGUUAAGUAAGUUU